Cannabis sativa is the source of this 2642-nucleotide messenger RNA. RefSeq lists its product as uncharacterized. The record is from RefSeq and is a predicted model, not a curated record. The transcript is spliced from 8 exons. The coding region runs from base 126 to 2435 and encodes 769 amino acids. Lineage: Eukaryota; Viridiplantae; Streptophyta; Magnoliopsida; Rosales; Cannabaceae.
AAUUAAAGUGACUGUUUCGGGUUUCGACUUUCCAUUACAUCCAUUCCUCGUAUCGUAUUUAUAUAAUAUUCUCUCUUGCUCUUUCGCUCAUUAAAGUUUCUAUCUAAUUAACCAGACGAGACGACAUGUCGUCCAGCAUCACCAGCUCCGAUGAAACAUCGGCCAACAUGUCCACCAGAAGCCUCAGCCAGAUUUCCGAAGUUGAGGCCAUAAAACUGGGACUCGAUCUCGUACCGGCCGCCAGGCGAAACAUCGGCUUCUUAAAAGCCGUGGCUGCGUCUCAAUGGCUUCACCAAAAACCCACUCUUAUCGAAGCCAUAAGGAGGUACAAUGAGCUUUGGAUGCCAUUAAUUUCCGAUCUGACGGUGGGGUCAACUCCUCCAUUGAUUCUUCCUCCUAUUGAUAUUGAAUGGGUUUGGUUUUGUCAUACAUUGAAUCCUGUUUCUUAUAGGGAAUACUGUGAAUCAAAGUUGUCGAAAUUUAUAGGAAAGGCAGCUAUUUUUGAUGAAGAGAAUGAAGAAUACGCUUUGAUGAGAUGUAAAGAGAUAUGGUUGAGAAGGUACCCGGAUGAGCCAUUUGAGAAUGAAGUUGAUUCGGAUUUGACCAACCCUGUUGUAGCUGAUGAAGAGUUUUUGAUGGAAGUGACCAAGCACAGAUUUUUGUACUCAAAGUUCUCGGAGCCGUACAGGUCUGAAACUCUGUAUCUGAUAGCAGCAAGGCAACGUUAUAAGGGAUUUCUUUAUAUGCUGCAGAAGUCAAUUCAAGUGCGCUCUCGUUUGGUGCCUGCUUCUGAUAUUCUUCUAAUGUGGCUUAUUCAUCAAAGUUACCCAACUUUAUAUGCCGAAGAUUUGAGGGAGAUUGAUAGUGUUGUGAAGAAGGUGGUAUCUGUAUGGGAAACUGUUAAUAAAAAUGAAGUGGAAGAGACCAAGAAUCUUUGGGAGACAACAUUGGACCAACCAUAUGAGAAAGCUGGUGGAGAAAUUGACUUUAAUUUGGAUGGAGUUAUUCCAGUCCAGCCUCCAGUUUACUGGGAAGUCUCAGAGACAGAUGUCAAUACCAAAUAUAAGCCCAUGCAACCUAGAUUCUUACUUGAGGUCUGUGUGUUUGUGAGGCUGAAGGUUGACAUGAAGACAAUGCAUGAGGACAGAAAACGUGACACCCUUCGUCUUCGAAUGUUAAGGUGUCACAGAGAGCUGAAGCUUGAUAAAACAAUUUCCAACUUCUCUAAUGAAUCAUGGAUAAAAGCGUGGCAUCUGUAUUGUGAAUUUGGAACAAAGGGAGUCAUAGUUGAGCAUUGCAGGCAAGGAGGCUAUUGCUGCAAAGCAAGUACCGUUGAAGAAGCUGUGACAUUCCAUUGGAAUGACUUGUUAAGAGCACCCUCUCUGACUUUGCAAAGACAAAUUGAUAAAGAAUUGAAAAUCAUUUCUUCAAUAACUCCCCCAGUUCAAGCACCAUACUUGUUAAAAUGUGUCCCAGACCGUGUGACAGAUGAUUCUGGUGCCAUGAUUUCAGAUGUGAUUCUGAAGAUGAAUCAUUAUCAUCCACAAGAAGGCCGGUGGCUCUCUCGCACAGUUCUUGAUCAUGCUGGGAGAGAGUGCUUUGUUAUAAGAAUGAGGGUAGGAGGAGGAUUUUGGAGAAGAGGGGGUGAAGUUCCUUCAGCAGUGAAAUGGGAGGAUAGGAUUACAGAGAUCCGAGAAGGUUCUUGGUCUUAUGUUGCUGGUUCCGUCGGUAGAGCACCAGAGAGGGUGGUAGGAACAGCAACACCAAAAGAAGCUUCUGGACAAUGGAAGGCUGCAUGGCAGUUUUCAACAGGAGAUGAAUUGAUGCUUCGGUGGGAUUCGUCAACAUCGAUAUCAAGGCUGAGUUUUUGUUUGACAAACAAGUCGGAAUCAAUGGUGAAGCUGUUGAAAGGGAGAAAAAUGCAAUAUCAAAAGAAGAAAGUCAAGUCGCGUGGCAAUGACAGCAGAGCAUCUCGAAAUGAACUAGAAGAGGAAGAGGUAGAUGAGGAAGAAGAGGGUUUUCUAACCCUAGUUAGGUUCACAGAAGACAACCCAAAUGGAAGAGCAACAGCUCUUUUGAAUUGGAAGCUAUUAGUAAUAGAAUUUCUUCCAGAAGAAGAUGCCAUUUUUAUUCUUCUUCUAUGCAUUUCGAUACUAAGAAGUGUAACCGAUAUGAGAAAGGAAGACUUGGGGUCUUUGUUAACUAGAAGAAGAGUGAAGGAAGCAAAACUAGGUAGUAGGGACUGGGGUUCUGUGGUACUACACCCUUUCACUAGUUCCUCAACUCCUCCUUCGCCUUACCUUCAACCUUGGUACGAGAAUGCUAAAGCAGUUAUGGUAUCAGAUAGUUCAGAUCACAACAAGGGGCCGCCGGCUUUCACUCACAUGCCAGAGGAAGGGAGCGAUCAGCUGUACAAAAGUGGAAUAAUUACAUGAGUUUUAUGAGAUACGUUGUACAUAUUCUCUAUGUACUGGUUAUUUGAUUAAAAUAAAAAUGCCUUCAUUAGUUGCAUUAAUCCAGUUUCCAGCAUCCACUUUUGUAAUGUAAAUUAGUGGUUUAAUUAUUCCCUUGUGUUUAUUCUUCUUUCAGACUGGAUAUACUUGACAAUUUGUGCUUAAAGAAAUUGAGUUAAAUGCUUGUGG